UCUUGUUUUUUGACAACGGAAGAAAGAAAAAUCAUGGAAUAAAAAAAUCGUGAAGGCUGGUAAAAAAAAUAAAAUAAAAUCGUGAACUCAGAAAUCCCAACGAAAUCGAAAUUGAAACCCUAAACCAAACGAUUUUUGAUUCCUAAUUCGAUUCGAUCAAUCAAACACUGCAAUUCCAUCGAAUUGCGAUUCGUUCCAAUUCCAUGACGACGCCACCUUCUUCAUCAUCUUCUCAAUCGCAAUUCGUAUAUUCCAACGCCCCUUACUUCCCUGUUCCCUUUCAUCUUCAACAACCCGCAACCACCACUCACUACGCCGCACCGUACGUUGCCACCCCUGCCGUUCAACUUCCUCCGCCACCAGUCGUCGGUCCCGUUCCACCUCCGGCUGCUUACUCCGUUCCGCAAUAUCAGGCACAGCAACUAUUUGAGAGGGAUGCACAGAUAAUUACGCCGGAGGCUCUCGAGAAUGUGAAGGCUGCGAUUGCGAGUAGCGACGUUGAGCAUAAAGCUGAGACGAAAAAGAAAGCGGUUCCUCGUAAAGCUGCUGGUCAAUCUUGGGAGGAUCCUAUACUUGCAGAGUGGCCUGAAGAUGAUUAUCGACUCUUCUGUGGUGAUCUUGGUAAUGAAGUCAAUGACGAUGUUCUUUCAAAAGCAUUCACAAGAUUCCCUUCUUUUAACAUGGCACGAAUUUUUGUUUGAAGGGACAGAGUUGUUAAUGAUUUGUGUAUCUUAAGGGCUUCCUUCAUCAUUGCUCAUUGUUCACUAAUCAGGGGCACUUGAAAUUAUUAAAUGGUGACAUAGUUUAACAUGAUUGAAUUUAAAUGCUUAAUUUGUUUUAAAUUAGUGUUGUGUCCAUUGUUUAUUUUGUUUUAUUUAAUUGAUAUUUGUUUGAUGCAUUGUUCACUACACAUGUAGUAUAAGAAUAAGAACAUAAAUUACAUAGGAAAAAAAAAUCAUUCUUGUUCAAUAUAUACAUAGGAAAAGAAUCAGUCAAGUUUAAUAUACAAAUCGUGUUUUUGGUGCUCAAUACAUGCAUAUAAGGCCAUAUUUCCUUUUUCUUGCAUAGUUUCAUGUGUACAUUUCAACUUCUGCGAAUGAUACCUGCAAGAAACAUUAAUUAAGAUAUAAAGCCAAAUUUCCAUCAAAGAGAAAUGCAUAUAUUCAUAAUCUAGUUGCAGAAAUAAAACAUAUAGAAUAAACAUUACCAUAAAUCCCACCAAACAUAGAAUCAUAUAGAGACAAAAUAAGAUACAUCGAGAACUCUUCUCGUCCAUAGCAAAAGUAAACCAUGAAAAUAAGCAUCAACUUAGUUCCUGUAAAAUUAAUUUAAAGAGAAUGAGGGAUUACAAAGAUCUGAAACCAAGAUAAUAACAAAAAAAUAAAAAAUAACUAUCAAUCUUUACCCCACCGCAUCAGCAACACCAUUUUGUUUUUCAUUUGGGUUCCUUCGCCAUUUCCAAUGAGGCGUUUCAAUGAAAGAAAGCAACUCAAAGGUUGAGGAGAGGUUUUUGAAAGGGAGAGGAUAGAAAGAAAGAGGUUCCCAGAAGGGAGAGAGAUGAAGAAUUGCAAAGAUAAGAUUUAAACAUUUUGAAUUUGAACUUCCAAAGGAAGGGGUAUGGACACACAAAACAUAGA
Trifolium pratense (red clover) is the source of this 1637-nucleotide messenger RNA. Its product is annotated as RNA-binding protein 42-like. The coding region runs from base 204 to 701 and encodes 165 amino acids. The transcript has 5 exons. Gene Ontology annotation, molecular function: mRNA binding. Lineage: Eukaryota; Viridiplantae; Streptophyta; Magnoliopsida; Fabales; Fabaceae. The record is from RefSeq and is a predicted model, not a curated record.